AUGCUGGAAGGCCUCGUUAACCAAUUGCUCUACAGGGCCAAUUCCGAGGCAGUCAGUCGGGCAGGAACCUCGACAUUCGCCCUCAAGAAUCGACCACGAGCCACUCGGGCGAUUGUGAAGAAGGUCCGCACUGGAUGCAUUACCUGCAAGCGGAGGCAUGUGAAAUGCGACGAGCAAAAGCCCGCCUGCCAACGGUGCAUUAAAUGGGGAGGCCAGUGCGAGGGCUACCAGAAGCGACCCGAAUCGGCUGCAGCGAGCGAAAACCAGGAGUCGGAAGCCCAGAGCUCAGCGAGCGAAGAGACGAGUCCCCGAAUCCCCACAUCGCCCGAAGCCGAGGGCCAGCUGCCCUCUUGGUACCCCGCCAUGAUGGCUGAGAGCAGGAGGCUUCUGUAUCUCAGAAAUCACACCGUUGUCCCCAUGGAACCUGGAUCAUCGCCGGCUUCGAUGACCACCCCACCAAUGGCGGGUACCCAGGGGCAGCAGGAUGUUUUCUGGAGCACGACCGUCCCGCUGAUGCUUCGAACCAAUGGGUCGGUCUGGGCCGCCAAUGUGGCGAUCCAUGCCCUGAUCGAGUCCCUGAGGUCGAACAUGACGGGCGCUUUCACAGAGGAGGGUCGCAAUGCUUACAGUCGGGCGCUGAGGCAUCACGGCUCCGCUUUGGCGGAGCUGAGGAACGAAGCGAUGGGCAGCGGCGAUCUGGAAUCGGCCACCGUCUGCUGCUUGUUCUUCGUCGUUUUCGAGAUGCUUCACGGAGACGAGGUUGCGGCAAGGACGCACAUCUACAAUGGGUGCAGAAUGAUUGACGAGCUGCAGAGGAGCCGGGGGCUUCGACCGGUGCGGCCUACCGUUGAGAACGCGAUGCUCUGGGAGCUGCAGAAGUCGAUACGGUUUUUGAUGCUGCAGACACACGGUGCCAAUCACGGACAGGAGCUGGAUAUGUUGGGUAGCGCUGGACCUUCAAUUUUUUAG
Clonostachys rhizophaga is the source of this 969-nucleotide messenger RNA. The record is from the annotation of a GenBank genome assembly. Lineage: Eukaryota; Fungi; Ascomycota; Sordariomycetes; Hypocreales; Bionectriaceae.